Molecule: messenger RNA, 3492 nt
Organism: Sebastes umbrosus (honeycomb rockfish)
Lineage: Eukaryota; Metazoa; Chordata; Actinopteri; Perciformes; Sebastidae
Product: zinc finger protein 771-like
Exons: 4
Coding region: 285-1889 (534 amino acids)
Biological process (GO): regulation of transcription by RNA polymerase II
Cellular component (GO): nucleus
Molecular function (GO): RNA polymerase II cis-regulatory region sequence-specific DNA binding; DNA-binding transcription factor activity, RNA polymerase II-specific
Source: RefSeq, a predicted model, not a curated record
CGGUGCGUUUGAUAUAGCAGCAGCAGCAGCAUUAAAGUUGUGUCUGCCGAGCCUUCCCUUGUCAACUCUACAGCAUGCUAUACGUGUGUUGGAUAAACCUGCCUGAAUGGACCUUUUUUAAAUGUCUUUCUCUAUUAUGUCGCCUGGUAGUCUGCUAACAUGUUGACGUUAGCUAGCUCAGCCCGCUAACUGAACAUGGGACUCAUUGUGUCAACAUAAGACGAGUAACGCAGGAUAUCACUGGAUAUGAGCGUGGAAGAGAAACUUAAAGUUUCUGUCACUAUAUGAAGAUGUCUAAAGUCCAGAUGUUGAGAGAACUGGUGAACCGGAGACAAAGUGCGGCUGCUGAGGAGAUCCUGGAUCUGAUUGAAAGAAGCAGAGGAGAGAUCACAGACUGGUGUUAUUCAGAAGAGGAGAAACACCGACAACACAAACUACUGGAGGCUUCAGGUGAUUCACUCAGAGCAGAGCCCCCACACAUUAAAGAGGAACAGGAGGAACUCUGGAGCAGUCAGGAGGGAGAGCAGCUUCAAGGACUGGAGGAAGAUGAUAUCACCAAGCUCACAUUCACUGCUGUUUUGGUGAAAAGUGAAGAUGAGGAAGAGAAAGCUCAGUCGUCCUCACAGCUUCAUCAAAUACAAGCUGAUGAACAGAUAAAAGCUGAUGAGGACUGUGGAGGAUCACAACCAGCCAGGAGGCUGAGAGUGUUAGUGAAGCAGCGACUAACUGCAGCCGUUGAAGAGAUAUUUGGGUUGUUUGAAACAACGUUAGCAGAGUAUGACAGAGAGAUCGAAGGUCUACAGAAGCUGCUGGAAGAGGCUGUAAAGCUUGAUGGCCGGGUUAACACAGCAGAUGAUCCACAGCUGUUGGCGAUUAAAGAAGAGGUAUCGUCUGAGCAGCAGGAGUGGAGGACCAGUCUGGACCAGAAGGACCCAGAGCCCCAACACAUUAAAGAGGAACAGGAGGAACUCUGGAGCCGUGAGAAGGGAGAGCAGCUUCAAGGACGGGCGGAAGAUGAUAUCACCAAGUUCCCAUUCACUGCUGUCUCUGUGAAGAGUGAAGAUGAAGAGAAAGCUCAGUCCUCGCAGCUUCAUCAAAUACAAGCUGAUAUACAGAUGGAGACAGGAGCUGAUGGAAAGGACUGUGGAGGAUCAGCACCAGACAGGAUCUUUUGUCCAGCUCGUGAUUCACAGCAAGAAAGUAAUGAAAAGACACAUUCUUCUGAUCAUGACACUGAAAACAGUGAUGAUUAUUCACAAGAGAUGAGUCAAACUCUCUCAGGGUUAGUAACUCCAGUGGAGGAACUCUGCGCUGGUAAACCGGUUAAUAGCAUGGACAACAUGAGCGUUGACCCAGGAGGGAAACCAUUUAGUUGUUCAAUUUGUGGAAAAGGUUUUAGUCACAAAUGUGAUUUAGAGAGACACUUAAGAUUUCACACAGGGGAGAAACCAUUCGGUUGUGUCUUCUGUGAAAAAAACUUUAGUGAAAAGACAGAUUUGAAGAGACACAUCAGAGUCCACACUGGUGAGAAACCAUUCAGUUGCUCCAUAUGUGGUAAAAUAUUCAGCCAGAAUGAAAACCUGCGCAGACAUGAAAGAAUUCAUACAGGGGAAAAACCGUUCGGCUGUCCAGUUUGUACAAAGAAAUUUACCCACAGUGGGGCACUAGUUGUACACACAAGAAUUCAUACAGGAGAGAAACCAUUUAGCUGCUCACUCUGUGGAAAACGGUACAUUGACACAGGAAAUCUGAAGAAGCACAUGAGGGUCCACACUGGAGAGAAGCCUUUCAGUUGCAGCGUUUGUGGAAGAAGAUUUAAUUUUCAGUCUCAGGUCAAAAACCACAAGUGCUCUGGUGAGAGCAGUGUAACUUUAGCCCAUCAUUCAUGAGGAGAAACCAUUCCAGUCAAUGCUGGGAUUAGGGAUGCAGCCAAACACGAAUGCUGCUCACAGCUUGUGUUAAUGUAGAUUACGCAUCAUUUUCAAAUAGUGCCCAGGGCCUUUAUUAGCUCAACUGCAGAGAGAACUAGGCCUUUAUUCAACAGCUUAUAUUAGAGACGGGCCUUUGAAUUUCCCUGUUUUAUAAGUGUACUAUAUCAUAGUUUAGUAAGAGGCCUUCCAUGUUUACCAGUUGUCUUGAUAAUUCAGUAUAAUGUACAUUUCCACAGCACUAAAUCCAUUCGUACAACAACAGAGUAAUGUCAUACUCAUCACUGCUGCUCUUACCUCGUCUUCUUAGCAAAGAAACUGUUUUUGUUUGGCAAUCAUUUCCAGUUACUUAUUCUUUGCAUUUUUUCCCCCAAGUGCUACUAAAGUACCGUUAAUGAAACUCAACAUUUCCUGCACAAAUUGAAAUGUUUUCCAGUGGCUAAACGGGCAUAAUCAUUCCCAUUUCUGUUGGGCUAUUUUAUUUAUUUUUUUAAUUUCAAUUAUUGAAAUUAGUGAGUGAACAAAAACAUUGUGGUAGUAGUGCGGUAUAAUACAACAGCAAACACUCCCUGAGCAGCUCCUAAUGAAGAGCAGCUGGUGUAUCUGUUCACUGUGCAGCCAAACAAACUGGCAUUUUAAUAAAGGAGUCAGUCAAUAUAAAUUGCAACCGUGAUUUCAUUUUGUACACUUGUGCUGCUGUGUGUAGUUAUACUCACAGCAGAGGACAUGGUGAAAGGAGUUGGAGGUGUCCAGACUGUCGCCCGCAGCUCACUAUGGUUGCUCCUUGUUCCCUUACUCCCUGCAAUAUUUAAAAUGGAUCAGCUCUCAAAAAAUGACAUGGUUGUAGGGGAGUGAACACUUUACAGUAAGUUGAUGGUAACGCUGAGUUACUUGCUGCAUGAUUUCCUGUCAAUCCUGCAUGCAAGUUUAGGCAAAUUGAAUCCAGCGUGGAAAUGAUACCGCACUAAUAACAAAAAAUACUUUGUCGAGAAGAAAUUACAGAAUUACAUUCAAUGACUAUUGCUGAAAAAACGGCGUGCAUAAAUGGUACCAACAACUGACUUCAUGAAAAUGUUUAAUUUAUCAUCUAUUCUUUCCUUGUAUACAUACAAGAAUGUUCUGGGUGGAUGUAGCCAACUUUCUACAAACGAAACUUAAGAUUAGUGUUGAAAUGAAUGUUUGAUGUAAUGAUAUAUUUUAGACAAAAUAAGAUUGCAUAUAAUAUGCUGUAUAUAAUACAAUUAUUUAUUAUUUUUGGAAAAUUUCCAUAAGAAUAAAUAGUCAGGAACCAAGCCAACUUUCCUGCAUUUUAUUAAUGAAUUUAAACAGUAUAGCACCAUCAUAACCUUUAUUAAAAACAAAAAAAUGAUUAUUAAAUGAUUAUAAUAUGUAUAUAAAUUAAACACAAACCCUGGCAUUAUGAAAUGUAUAUGGAAUUAUUUUUGUUCUGUCUUCUUUUUGUCUUUUUUUUUCUUGUUCAACUGUCUAUGUAUCUGUACCUUUGUUAAUGAGCAUGAAUUCAAUAAAGAAAGCAUUAAAACAAAUAAAAAAUAAUAAUUACAGA